AUUAGCAAUAAAAACAAAACUGUGAGCUGUUAAGCAAGAUGAAAUCUCCGAAGGAAGUGAGGAAGCAGAAGAAUUUAAGAGCUCAUAUUUGAAUGCAAUUUAUAAGGUGGUUCAUAAGAAAAGAGCUCGGAAUACAAACACCCAUAAUCUUUAUUCUAAUAACAAAAACCACCCUCCUACCCCUUCACCCCCUCCAAACCUCCCAUGUCCAAUCCCAGAACAAAAAUCCUCCAAGGUCAGAAAAAUCAAAUAUCGAAGAAAACUCAGUCUUAAAUAAAAUUAUUAAAAAUAAGAAGAAGUCCAAGAUAUUAGGAAAGAUUAAAAAGAAGAUUCAUGGGAAGAAAAAGAGCGGAUCUGAGACUAAGAGAUCUUCCAAGCUGACAACUCUCACUCAUGUGAAAAGUACAAAAGAAAACAAUAAGUCUUCUAAUUUGGUAAAAGGUGAUUCUGAUGUUUAAGAAAAUAAAUUUUGAUCGGCAGAAGAGCAUUGAAUUGAAGUCAAAAACAUUAGUUAGGAAAAGGCAAGAGAAAUACAGAGAGCCUAAAAGCAUUCAUACAACCAGACCUACGUAUUUCAAAAAUACUUCUGGAUUAUCGAAGCUAGAGUCGAUAGACUACACUAAAGUGUCAGUGCUUCCAACUAAGGUCUUUCAUAAUCCCAUCACAAUUUCUUUCAAAAAGAAUAAGGAUCCUAAAAGCCAUCCCAGAGAACUCAUACUCAGCUUAGAUACAGAAGAUUGCAAUGAUGCAAAGAAUGAUAAUUCAAGUUCAAGAUCUCAGCAAGGUAGAUCAUUGCCUCCAAUUUCACAGACGAGUAAGAUCAACCUAUAUCAACAUGCAUUCGAUGCAGAUUCAAACAGGAAGCAGAGAACCCCAUUAAUCCAGAAGUACACUCACCAUAUAAAGGAAUCUCAUCCCUGAGUUCCUGCUAUUGAGAUGGAUAGCCAUGAUCCUAAGAAGGCAUCAAAUAUUGCCCAGAACUUAAUGAGAGCACUUAACGCGAAAUACAGAAAAAUAGGCAGAACAAGGAGCAAGAAGUUUAAGAAGAUCCAGAGUUAUAGAGACCAGAUCAGAGAUGGCUUUGAGUCUACAUAUCUUGACGAAAAAUUGUUUAGUAAACUUCCAGAAUCAUUGAUAUCAAGGAAUAAAGCUAUUGAUAAGACUGACAAUUCAAUGAAGGUUAAACUUGAGAAACUUAACCUGCAAGGAACCUCCAUUCCUAGAAUUAGUAGUAAAUAUUUAUAACUCUCAAUUGGCC
Moneuplotes crassus is the source of this 1258-nucleotide messenger RNA. NCBI's taxonomy places the organism in Eukaryota, Ciliophora, Spirotrichea, Euplotida, Euplotidae. The record is from the annotation of a GenBank genome assembly.